Daucus carota subsp. sativus is the source of this 1761-nucleotide messenger RNA. Its product is annotated as ferrochelatase-2, chloroplastic-like. The transcript is spliced from 10 exons. Gene Ontology annotation, biological process: heme biosynthetic process. The coding region runs from base 142 to 1641 and encodes 499 amino acids. Gene Ontology annotation, molecular function: protoporphyrin ferrochelatase activity. The record is from RefSeq and is a predicted model, not a curated record. NCBI's taxonomy places the organism in Eukaryota, Viridiplantae, Streptophyta, Magnoliopsida, Apiales, Apiaceae. Gene Ontology annotation, cellular component: mitochondrion.
ACACAAAAAUUCCUAGCAUUAUCUUACACAUCUCUUUCGAACAUAAACACAAACUCGACGAGAAGCUCUGUAGUGAUAUUUUGGGAAACUCCACAGACCCUUUUCCUUGCAUUUGCAAUCAGUCGACUCAGCUCUACAUACAUGGAUUUGUUGUUGACACGAUGCACCGGUUCUUCUCAAAUGGCAUCUCAUUGCUCUAUUAUCCAAAUGGAUAUUUCUGGUAAUAGUGCUGCUAACUUCUCAAAAACUCCCAUUGUUCCCAGAUGCACAUUUGGUUGGUCCGGUACACAAUCCUCAACUUUUAAGCCACCACUCACUAAAUCUUCAUUGCCGUUGCGGGCAGUACUAACUUCUGAAACUCCUAAUGUAUCAACUUCACCGCUAAAUGAUGAUGGAAAAAUAGGAGUCCUUUUGUUAAACCUUGGGGGUCCUGAGACUCUUGAAGAUGUGCAACCAUUUUUGUUCAACCUUUUUGCUGAUCCGGAUAUCAUUCGAUUGCCAAGAUUGUUUCGCUUUCUUCAAAAGCCCUUGGCACAAUUCAUAUCUGUUGCCAGAGCCCCUAAGAGCAUGGAAGGAUAUGCUUCAAUUGGGGGUGGUUCUCCUCUUAGAAAGAUAACAGAUGAGCAGGCUGAAGCUUUGAGAAAAGCACUAUGUGAUAAAAAUAUACCAGCAAACGUGUAUGUUGGAAUGCGUUACUGGCAUCCAUUUACGGAGGAAGCUAUUGAACAGAUAAAAAAGGAUGGUAUCACGAAGUUGGUUGUGCUUCCUCUUUAUCCACAAUUCUCAAUAUCUACUAGUGGUUCAAGUCUUCGGCUUUUGGAGAGUAUAUUCCGGGAGGACGAAUAUCUAGCUAACAUGCAGCACACUGUCAUACCUUCAUGGUACCAGCGUGAUGGAUAUAUAAAAGCAAUGGGAGAUUUAAUUGAAAAGGAAUUGGAAAAAUUUGAUCAGCCUAAAGAGGUGAGGAUAUUUUUUAGUGCUCAUGGGGUGCCACUUGCCUAUGUGGAAGAAGCUGGUGACCCAUACAAGGCUGAGAUGGAAGAAUGCAUAGACUUGAUUAUGGAAGAACUAGAAAAGAGAAAGCUGACCAAUCCAUAUACUCUUGCUUAUCAGAGCAGAGUUGGACCUGUGGAAUGGCUGAAACCAUAUACGGAUGAGACAAUCAUUGAGCUUGGUCAGAAAGGAGUUAAAAGUCUUCUGGCUGUUCCAAUCAGCUUUGUCAGUGAACAUAUUGAAACUUUAGAGGAGAUUGAUGUUGAGUACAAGGAACUGGCUCUCAACUCUGGCAUAGAGAAAUGGGGUCGUGUACCUGCUCUAGGAUGUCAGCCUACCUUCAUUACAGACCUGGCAGAUGCAGUGAUCGAAAGUCUUCCGUAUGUGGGGGCAAUGGCAGUGUCAAACAUUGAGGCUCGACAGUCUCUUGUUCCACUAGGCAGUAUAGAAGAGCUACUAGCGGCAUAUGAUUCACAACGAAGGGAGCUACCAACACCCGUGACGUUCUGGGAGUGGGGAUGGACAAAAAGUGCAGAAACAUGGAACGGAAGAGCAGCUAUGCUAGCAGUGGUGGUUCUACUUUUCCUCGAAGUGACCACAGGAGAGGGUUUCCUGCAUCAGUGGGGUGUAUUGCCAAUUUCGCGUUAAUACACAAUUUUUUCCUCACACAUAUACAAGUCUGUCUAUACUCUAGUUUCCUUUGGUUUCUGGGACUUGAGUGGGUGAAUGAAAUAUGGUGAAAAGAAAACCAAAGUUUUGAAUCUCCAA